Messenger RNA from Halteromyces radiatus, 2931 nucleotides. RefSeq names its product Rho GTPase activation protein. Gene Ontology annotation, biological process: regulation of actin cytoskeleton organization; regulation of GTPase activity. The record is from RefSeq and is a predicted model, not a curated record. Gene Ontology annotation, cellular component: cell cortex. Gene Ontology annotation, molecular function: protein binding; GTPase activator activity. The transcript has 9 exons. The coding region runs from base 1 to 2490 and encodes 829 amino acids. NCBI's taxonomy places the organism in Eukaryota, Fungi, Mucoromycota, Mucoromycetes, Mucorales, Cunninghamellaceae.
AUGACUGAUCGUCAAAACGGUAUGGUACAAUCAUAUGGGUAUCCUUCCGUUUCAACAACUGGGAAUGCUCAAGUAGUGUCAAGAGCUGUUGCUGCUGCUGCUGCCAAUAAUCAUCAUUCUAGUCGUAGUAAAGCUGGUAGAGGUUCAAAACGUUAUUCUGUUUCUGCUUUUUAUUCUAUGGCUGCUGAACAAGAUAAUGAAGUAGAAGAUGAAUUAGCUCAAGCUCAACGUCAACUAAGAGACUUGAAAACAAAAAUUUCUGCUCAAUCGAAAAAGAACUUUGUUUUAGAAAGAGAUGUAAGAUAUUUAGAUUCACGUAUUGCUUUACUUAUUCAAAAUAGAAUUGCUUUGGCUGAGCAAACCGAAAUGGCUUCUCACUUGGAAGAACAUGGUGAUGGUGAUGACGAUGUUUAUCCUGACGAUAGAAAACUUCAACAAUAUGGCAACCUUUUUUUUAUUUUACAAAGUGAACCUCGUCAUAUUGCAACACUUUGUCGCUUAGUCAGUUUAUCUGAAAUUGAUACUCUUUUACAAACUGUGAUGUUUACUCUUUAUGGGAAUCAAUAUGAAAGUCGUGAAGAACAUCUUUUACUUACCAUGUUUCAGAAUGUGUUAGCUGCUCAAUUUGAAACUUCAACUGAAUUUGGAUCACUUUUACGUGCAAAUACACCCGUUUCUCGUAUGAUGACUACUUAUACUCGACGUGGUCCUGGACAAUCUUAUUUGAAAGCUACUUUGGCCGAAAAAAUCAAAAGUUUGGUGGAACACAAAGAUCUUAAUCUUGAAAUUAAUCCAUUGAAGGUUUAUGAACAAAUGGUUGCUCAAAUUGAACAAGAUUCUGGUUCCUUACCUGAUGAUAUACCAAAAAGUGUGACUCCAGAAAUUGCUGCAAGUAAUCCUGAUGUUCAAGCCAUCAUCCAACCCAGAUUGAAAAUGUUGAUGGAAAUAGCUGAAAGUUUUUUGAUGACUAUCAUCUCUUCUGCAGAUGAAGUUCCUUAUGGUAUUCGCUGGAUCUGCAAACAAAUUCGUUCCUUAACCAAACGAAAAAAUCCUCAAGCAUCUGAAUUCUCUGUUUGUUCCAUGAUUGGUGGUUUCUUCUUUUUACGUUUUAUCAAUCCUGCUAUCGUCACACCAAGAGCCUAUAUGUUACUUGAUAAUGCACCUGGAAAAUACCCUAGACGAACUUUGACUUUGAUUGCAAAAAUGUUACAAAAUCUAGCCAAUCGUCCCUCUUAUGCCAAGGAAGCUUAUAUGUUACCUACUAAUCCAUUUGUGGAAGAAAACAAAACAAGAAUCAACAAAUUUUUGAACGAAUUAUGUGAAGUUAGUGACUUUUAUGAAUCUUUGGAAAUGGAUCAAUAUAUGGCUUUAUCGAAAAAAGAUAUUGUUUUGAAUAUCUCUUUGAAUGAAAUUUUCAAUACAUUGACGUUAGUACAAAAGCAUCUGGAUACUAUUGCUCCCAAAGACAAAGAUCGUAUUCGAAUAUUGAUGACAGAAAUGGGUUCUGCACCUGCUCAAGUGGCACGCAAAGAAAACAAAACAAUUGAUUUACCUCUAUUCAGUCGAUGGGAAAUUCCAAUUCAAGAUUUGACUACAGCAUUGAUGUCUGAAAAUAACAUUACUCAAAAUGAUAUUCUUUAUAUGGAAACCAAGGCCAUCUAUGUACAACUGAUACGAUCUCUACCUCAUCUAUCCAACAGUGGAGCAUUAGGAUUGGAUUUGGAAUAUAUUGCAGAAACAGCAGCUACCACCAAGGAUGCUCAACUAGUACGAAAAGGAAUCAAAGUCAAGGAUAUGUUACGCGAACUUGAUGAUAUGGGUAUCAUUGAUCAUAGGGAUAGAUACAAAUUAUUGGUGGAAGAAAUCACACAAGAAUUGACACAUUUGGGUAAUCUAAAGGAAAAAGUGCUUUUGGAGCUGGCAUCCCUGGAAAGCGUUUUCAAAACUAUCUUGGAUCAUAAUACUUAUCUUCGGGGACAAUUAGAAAGUUACAAAGCAUACUUACAAAACGUGCGAAUUCAAAGUAGUGGUGCUGAAAAACAAACCAAGAAAUCUGUUGGUAUUGGUGUUCAAGUAGGUGAUAGUGGUAAUGGUAGUGGAAUCCAUGGUAUAAAUGCUUCUGGAAGUGGUAUUGGUACAAGUGGUUAUGCAGGUCAUACCAACAAGAAAAAAGGAACUGGUGUACAAGGUCCAUUCAAGUUCUCUCAUAGCCAAUUGGAAAAAGAUGGUGUUAUUUCUCAAAGUACUGUUCCUGAAAGCAGGCGUCCAAAUAUAUAUUUUGCUUUCACAUCACCAUUACCAGGUACAUUUAUCAUUGCAAUGCAUUUCAAAGGUCGUGAAAAGGCAAUAUUGGAAAUGGAUCUCAAAUUGGAUGAUUUAUUGGAAAAGCAACAAGACAAUGUGGAACUAUUGGAUUUGGAAUACGUAGGACUGAAUGUUUCCAAGAUUCUUCAACUAUUGAACAAAACGUUUGUGACUAGGAACAAGUAAGUGAUGAUUACAGAAAUCCAACAUAAAAAAAAAAAAAGAAGAGAUUCGUAUUUUUUCUUUUCACUCCUUUUCUUAGUGGGCGAAUUAAGAAAUAGGGAUCCUCACAACUCUUUUUUUUUUCUCUUUUUAUUUUUUUUGAACAUUGAUCUAUAUCAUUUUAGGGGCGGCAUCUUUUCAUAGGGUACCUCAAAGCUUCAAGUAUCAACAAUUAUUGUUUUGUAGAUAGACCACCUUAUUUUUUUUAUAUAUAUAUCUUCCUUAUUGGGCGUGUGUUUAUUACUUGAUUAUUAUACUUUAUAUCACCUUUAGUUUAGCAUUCUUCUUUUUGUCUUUUUACUUCUUCACUUUAUAAUAUUUUACAUUAAUCUAUCUCAUUAUUAUUUUUAUUAUUCUUAUUAUUAGUAUUGCCUUUCUUUAUUUAUUUUUAUUUUUAUUUUUUUU